CUUCUUAAAAAUACGCCAACGAGUAGAGCAGCCAGUAGAUGUUGUUGUUGGAGCUAACGUUGUUAUUUACAGGAGCUGUCACCCUCCUCCCUAACUCCCCGUCCCCCACCCCCGUUGCACCUUAUUCUCCAGUCGGUUCGGACCUUUCACAUAUAACUCUGGCAGACAGCCGAUAACAGAGAGCAACUCUGAGUCUGAAUCUCCAAACACGGCUAGCAUCAGCUAGCGGGUCCCACGGCAGAGCUAACGGCUAGUCGCUUAGCAGUGAUGGAGUGGCUGGGCAACGGAGCUUCAGUUUACCCCGGCGAAGAGUCCGACAGUGACCCAGCUCCAGCAGCUAGAGGCUACGGUGAUGUUUGCCCUCACCAGCAGCCUCCAUCGUCGCAGCUUUGUGAUUGUGCCAUGGCAUCACUGUGCCAGAGUCAGCAGCGCUGUGUGAAGGCCUCUAUAGUCUCCAGCUGGAGACUGGCCGAGGCGCAGGACCAGCUAUGUUCUCUGGGGGUCCACAGCUCAGAGUCCCUGGAGCAGGAACGUGCUCGGACGCAGGUCUGCCCCACAGAACUCACACACACUGAGGAGGAGUGGCGCCGCAAAGAAAGCAUGCUGGGAGGUCAGGAACCCAACCGCAGCCCUGUGCUCGGAGCUGAUGGAAGUUGGGACGUUUUUGAUAAGAGUAUCAUUAAUGUCCAAAGUCAAACUGUUGAAAUGGAUCAGGACAAGUGCAAUACAGUUCUCCAAAAGUAUGAGAAAGAGCUCAGGCAUUUUGGUAUGUUGAGGAGAUGGGAUGACAGUCAGCGAUUCCUUGCAGACAUGCCUCAGAUCAUCUGCGAGGAAACGGCAAAUUACUUAAUCCUGUGGUGCAUAAGACUGCAGCAAGAAGGGAAAGAAGCCCUGAUGGAGCAGGUGGCGCACCAAGCUGUCGUUAUGCAGUUCAUCUUGGAGAUGGCCUUGAACUCUCAGCAGGAUCCCAGAGGCUGCUUCAGACAGUUCUUCCACAAAGCCAAAGAAGGACAAGAUGUCUACUUAGAAGUCUUCCACACAGAGCUUGAGGCCUUCAAAUACAGAGUUAAAGACUACGCAGUCAAAUGUAGAGGUGAUGCACCUAACAGCAUUGAACAACAGAACACUGGCACAAACUGCAGACUUGACCCCAAAGAAUCCCUGGACUCUUUACCUCUGGUGGCAGAGUACCCUAUGAAGCGUUGUCUAGAGACUGGACUGUGGACAAGCACGGGGAGGUGGUCAAAGGACGACACUACAGAAACAGAGGACAUGCGCAUGAUGGAGACCUCCUAGGGAAUGUAGGACCGGCUCCCUGCUUUUUCUUCCAUCUCCAUCGUCUCCAUGUUUAGGAACAACCUCAGCUUUUGAACCAUUUCUCAACAGCAGACCAGGCUGGUAAAUGGCAGUGCAGAGCAGGAGUAAAUGGAGACACGAUCGGUCAUUAACGCUGCAUUUUUCAAUGGAGAACUUGCAGGAAAUCCUAUAAUGUUUUACUUAAACAUUUCUGUGUGUCGCCGUUAGUCUGUCACUGUGGUUGGCCUCAGGCGAGUUGGUCCCUGCAGUCGCUUUUGCCUAGCUAAAUGCAUGUGUUGUGCCAUAACACUCUGUUAUUAUCCUCCAAGCUGGUUAUUUUUUUAUUUCUCCCGGAACAGAGAAACAUCCUCUUUAAAUUGAAUCCAGAGAACACAAAGAAUACUAAACCAAUCAAGACUCCAAAAGUGAGUUAAACCUAAUGUCUGAGGCAGAGCAGGUGCUUAAAAUAAAUCAUGUUAAGUUUAGGAAAAGCAUGACUGACAGAUGAAUGGCUUGGCUGUAUCAAUUGCAAUGCUAUAAUGAAUUAAUGUAUCUGAGUAUUUCAGACUAGGUUUGAAAUUUGAAAACUGUCCAAUCUGACACUACCAUAAGAUCUGGGAAAGGCUGGGCCUCACAUCUGUUAAAUUUGUGGUACAUAACCCCUCUUAAGUUCAACUGAACUUUCUGGUUUUAUGCUAAUCUACACAGAGUACUUUGAAUGUGUUUAUUGGCAAAUGUCUGAAUCUGUAACAUAUACUGAAAGCACAAAUGCUCCAGUUGUGGUUACCUGGAUUUGUGUUCGAUUUGUCAGGCCAGACUGAAAUUACAGGCCAGUUAAAGGUUGGAUUAAAAGCUCUUCUUGGGUGGGGUCACAAUCACCCUGCAGGCCUUGUAAGGAAUUGCACACAGUCUCACUGGUCUCUCAGGUUGAUUUAGAGAGGAUUAAUAAUGCAGUAUGUGGCCAGUCAGUGUGCUGACUCAGUAUUUUAAAUGAACAGACAAAGCAGUAACUUUUGGUGCAAAUGUUUUUAAAUUCUAUUUGUCUUGUGUGAUGCAAUUCCUUGUUGUGCCAGAAGGGCCAUGAAGAGCAGCCAACCUUGUUGCUCAAAGUGAAGCUAGAGUUCUGUUGUUAAAUAAAAUGAGUGGGUUAUCUUACAACACUGCUUUUACAAAUGUGAAAUUGGAGUUAGCUAACAUCAGUGUAGCCUUAACAUUGUUUGCUUUGAACACUUUGCUUAAUGGCAGGCGCAUGAAGGUCAGAGCACGUUGUAGCUUGGAGUUGAUGCAAUUCAUGCUGACCAUGAAAGACAGGACGAGAGUGGUUUUUAAUGUUGGAGGUUCUCUAAAAAAAGUAUUCAUAGUGUUAUCUGGAGAGCCUUAUAAAGCAAUGAAAGUGUAUUAGUAAUCCAAACCUCUUUUACAUCUACCAUUAACAUGCAUCUGUGGCAUUCAGAUUUUAUCUAGAUAGUGUUCAACUGUGUAGACAAACAUACAUUUAUUCAUUAUAUAUAAUACCUACAAUGAAUGAUAAUACAAAAUCAUCAGAGUUUCCAUUUAACAUACAUCAACAAUAAUAUACAGUGUAUUCUCAAAAGUGAUGUUGAGUGUUGUUCUGCUCUGUUACAAAAAUAAUUCAGCCUCACAGAAAAGUAGUUGCUUAUCCAUUUAAGCAGCUGGACAUAAGAGACAAAUAAUAAAGACAACAGUGCAUGACUGUCUGUGUCUGCAAGAUUAUGUUUGAGACAAUAUAAUAACUCCACAUUUACUGCAUGACAAAGCACAAUGCACAUAAAUACACACAGAGCGAGGCAAGAUCAGCCCAUUUUAUGAGGAUAUUUGAGACAAUUUUAGAUUUAAGUGACCGCGUGAAUUAUCUAAGUCCAGGUAUUAUCUGGGUGCAAGAGGCAUGGUGAUGUAAGUUGUAAAGAGGAAAUUGUCACAUAGUUAUUAUUCGUCAGUUGAAUUAUGCUCCCGUGGACUUUAUUUCAAAUGUGUAAUCAAAGCAUCAGAUUUCAACCUGGAGUACAGUUGAUUAAGUACAAAUCAUGCUAAAUUAUAAGUACUUUUGUUCCUCAUGGGUUUUGUGUGUUCGUUUUUCUCUGGUUCACUGAGUAAAACUAACUUAAAUUUUCUUUACCAGCUUGCCGUCUUUUACCGGACAUCCUAAACAGUCACAAACACCAUUUUCCUUAAACAAGUGCUUUGUGCAGACUGUUGCCAGUGCUGUGUGGGUUAAAGUUCUCAGUUCUGGGAUCUACACCUGAGUAGGUGAGAAAAAGCAGCAGUAUGAAGGGGAGGGGGGAGAAAAGGGCUUCGUUCUCCACAAAGAGACUUUUACUGUAUAUCUGUAUGCAGAAGCGAGCUCUCUGCAUCUGAAUGUGUCCUGCACUUUAUAUUUCUCUUCUUAAAAAGUUUUUAGUUCUGUCUCUUUUUUUGUUGUGCUCCCAGUCAUUCAGAAUUGUUAUUUUACAAGCAAACCAUAGAUGAGCUUGUGGGUUGAAUUGUGUGAUUUUAUUUUGAUUUACUUUUGUAUUGUAUUGUCAUCUGACCUUUUUUUGUUGAAGGAAGCUUUUUCCAGAUUCAUUAGGCUUCCAAGUAACUGUCCCCCUGGUAAUCAUCUUCUUUAUUUGACAAGAUAACAAACAUCAGCGUAAAAAUGAGCUGAGUGACAUGAUCAGCAAGAUUUUUACUACGGACCGUGGAAUUAGAAAUGCCAUACGAUGCGUUUAAAUACAAUACAUCACAAGCUUCUGUAUGAUGCGUCUUUGAUUCUGCAGUCAACCCUUUGAAAAGCAUCAUUAACACUGUAAACACAAACAGGUAUUGUCAGCAGCGAUGCUAAAAUAAUGUGCUGUAGUGGACUUAAGUGUUUUUUGUUUUCUAUUUUUUUGUCCAUAGUGACUACUCAACUAUGCAAAAAUAACUGUUUGGCUUAAACUGCUGUACUAAACCUGUGGCCAGUGUCUCUGGUGUCUUGACUCCCCUACUAGAAAUCCUGUGACUUCAUAUAAGAGUUUCUGUCAUUAAGCUUUAGAAAAAUGAUCAAUGUUACACUUCCUCAUUGACAGUAGGCAGCAGUAAGAUUUGGCUUCUCAUGCUGCUGUAACAAACUCAACUAUAAAACCUGUGAUAAAUGUUUAUGUCUUGUCAACUGCUACAGUUCUUUGGAGACCUGCAGUAACUAUACAGUCAACCUCUCUGACUUAAAAAUUGAGGAGCCUGAAAUGGGUUAAUUACUAAAGGGUAACCCCACCAAUUGUCGAGUUGCAUCAUGGGUAAUGUAGGCUCCAGGUUGUGACAAGGAAGUAGAAUGUGUGUAAUUAAAACAUAUAUCUGGUUCUGCGGCAUUGAUUUUGAUACAUCUGACAAAUGUUAUAUGAGUGCAAUGUUAAAUUAGUGAAGUACUCUUAACUGUUUUAGGGGCAGCUGUGUUGCUGUCAAAAUCAGUCAAAUGAUGAAUGAAAAAAAUGAUCAGGAAACUAUCCAGUUGUGUUAUUCUGGUGUACAACAAUACACUAAAUACAGUAAUUAGUAUGAGAAGUUUAUUGUGAUUCAUAAUAAAUACUCAUGACACAA
Messenger RNA from Lates calcarifer (barramundi perch), 4872 nucleotides. RefSeq names its product cell division cycle 37-like 1 (gene cdc37l1). Gene Ontology annotation, molecular function: heat shock protein binding; protein-folding chaperone binding. Gene Ontology annotation, biological process: protein folding; protein stabilization. The transcript is spliced from 7 exons. The record is from RefSeq and is a predicted model, not a curated record. The coding region runs from base 268 to 1296 and encodes 342 amino acids. Gene Ontology annotation, cellular component: cytoplasm. Lineage: Eukaryota; Metazoa; Chordata; Actinopteri; Centropomidae.